UAUAUAUAUUUAUUGUUUUGAUAAAAUAAUUUUGUAUAAAAUAUUUUAAUAAUAGUUUAAAAAAAAAACUUAAUUGUGUAGGUUGAACACGUGGUCUUAAACUUAACCUCAAAGCGAAAACAAAAAAGAUGGGUCAUCGUAAAAAGAAGGGACGUUGUGUUAAACGAAACAAACAACUAAAUACAGAAGAGAAGCCUGAAUUAGUAAAUGCUCCUCAUUCAUUUGUAAUUCAUCGUGGUUUACCAGGAGAACACAUAAUAGAAUUAACUAAAGAUUUUCGUAGAGUUAUGGAACCUUUCACUGCUACUUCAUUGAAAGCUCGGAAACGUAAUAGUAUUAAGGAUUUUGUAUCAGUUGCUAGUGUUUUCCAUGUUAGUCAUUUAUGUAUGUUUACAAGAACAGAGCUUGGAAUGUAUCUUAAACUCUGCAAGUUACCCAGAGGACCGUCGCUUACCUUUAAAGUACAUAAUUUCUCUUUAGCAAAAGAUGUAGUAUCUGCUUUAAAAAAACAAAUGGUUUUCGAAGAAGCUUUUAAACAUUCUCCUUUAAUCGUAUUAAAUAACUUUAGUGGCGAGGGUAUGCAGUUAAAAUUAAUAGCUUCGAUGUUUCAAAACAUGUUCCCGACAAUAAACUUAACCAAUGUUGACUUAAGUACUAUUCGUCGUUGUGUAUGUUUAAAUUAUAAUACAACUACAAAAACAAUUGACUUUAGACAUUAUGCCAUUAAAGUUGUACCCGUUGGUUUGUCUAAGAGUGUAACAAAAUUAGUAAGAGCUAAAAUACCAAAUCUUUCAAAGUGUCAAGACUUUUCAGAAUUUCUAACCAAGUCGACAGUGUCUGAAAGCGAAGCUGAAGAUGAUCCUAAUAGUCACGUUACAUUACCACAGAAAUUAUCUUCUCGAGGAAAUCAUGAAAACGCAACUAGUGCUAUUAGACUUUCAGAAUUAGGACCAAGGAUUACGUUACAAUUAAUGAAAGUAGAAAGUGGACUUCUUGAUGGUGAAGUUUUGUACCAUGAAUUUAUUCAUAAAACUGAAGAAGAAAAACUUCAAAUACAGAAGAAACGAGAUGAGAAGAAAAAACUUAAAGAGAAAAGAAAAAAGAUACAAGAGGAAAAUAAAAAGAAAAAGGAAUUGAAAAAAGAAGAACUUAAAGAAAAAUCAAUGAAGGGAAUGCAUAAGAAGAAAGAAGUGGUGGAAGAAAGCGUUGUAGAAGAAGAUGACGAUGCUCAAUAUUAUCGAGAAGAAGUUGGAGAAGAACCUGAAAAGGAAUUAUUUGAAGGAAAGGUUGGUCAAAAAAGGCGACAUAAGUUUGUACCAAGGUACAAACCAAAAAAAUUCAAAAGAAAUACAUCCGAAAAUGAAUAACUAAUAGAUUUUUAUAAAAUAUAAAAACAAAAAAUAAUGUAGGCUAAUAA
Messenger RNA from Polistes dominula (European paper wasp), 1417 nucleotides. RefSeq names its product Brix domain-containing protein peter pan (gene ppan). Gene Ontology annotation, biological process: rRNA processing; ribosomal large subunit assembly. Gene Ontology annotation, cellular component: preribosome, large subunit precursor. The record is from RefSeq and is a predicted model, not a curated record. Lineage: Eukaryota; Metazoa; Arthropoda; Insecta; Hymenoptera; Vespidae. Gene Ontology annotation, molecular function: rRNA binding.